UGGGAAGAUUUGCACUUGAUUAUAUUACAAACACUUUAUUAAACCGAUAGAUUGACUUUUGGUGCUUUCUAAUUUCUGUUUCUUGCACAGUUAUCUAGGCAUUGUGUAAAAACCAUUGUAUUAUGCAAUAUGCAUAUCAUAUUUAAAACUUAUUCUACAAAUAUUAUGGUGUACUCCAAUUGUGAGUUAGAAAGCAUACCAACAAAUACACCUUUCUACAUAGUUCAUCCAGUUAGAUACUUUUUUGUAUAUAUUUUCAGAAUGUUUUAAGAACAGAAGCGGAUAAAGAGGAAUCUAAUGUUAAGAAGUAUCCAAAAGAAGGUAUUGUUUUAUUACACAAUUGAGAACAGAAUUUGUAAGAAAUUGCAUUAAGAUAUUGACUCUAUUUAUUCGUCACGAAAUAUGUUUAUCAUGUAUAACAUUAAGUGCUUCUUUUUUAUGUUUUUAGAUGAAGUAAUAAAAUUAAGGAAAGACAUGCUUACCUUUGAUGUCUGACACGGAAGUGGAUUUUUGUUUGUCAGAGAAGACCUGCUUAAAAGAAAUGAAAGCUGUUGUCUCAACUCUUCUUCAAGAUAAUGAAGAACCAAACAAAUUGACCGAUCUACCUUUUCUGACUUCCACUGCAAAAAAAGAGAAAACAAAGAGAAGAAAAUGGAACAUUGGCGAUUUUGUGAAGAAGCCAUGCAGGCAAAGAAAAGUAAAGUGGUCAGUGAAAAACUUUUUGGAAGAGCCAUGUGAAGAAGGGGAAAAUCCUGUUCGGGACAAAAAGUUGCUUUUGUCCUUGAAUGAGUCAUGUGACAGUGUUGGUGCACUUCCAUUUGCUUCCAAUAAUUCAUUGACUGAUGACUCAGGAAUACAUGGUGAUCUACCUGACAUUGAAAACACACCAAACAACUCAGUAUCUAGUGACAUCGCCGAUCCAAUUUCUGAUACUGAGGACGGUGACAAGCAUAAAAGACCUGGUAGAUAUUGUAUCUUCUGUGGUAAAAUACGGCAAAAGUUAACACGACACAUAAAAUUAAAACACGGUAAAGAAGAAAGGGUUAAAGCUGCAUUGGAAAAAAGUAAAAAGGAAAAAGACAAGUUGUUUGCAGAGAUGAGAUGGGACGGAAUAAUUGAAUUUAAUAAGCAUCAAGCGACAUUAGAUGAACCCACUUACCAAAGCGAAAAGAAAGGGAAAAAUUCAAGCCCAUUGACACGUUGCAGUUUUUGCAAUAUUACUGUAGUUAAGAGCAAUUUCAGUAGGCAUAAGUUAAGGUGCAGCUUAAAAACUAAUGAGCCUGUUGCAUCAAUACCAAAUUCCUUGUUUCAAGUCCCUCAUUUAAGUAAUUAUGAUAAGGAGUUUCAAACAAAUGUGCUCGCAAAAUUGAGAAUUGAUAAAAUUGGUGAAAUUUGCCGCACUGACGAAAACAUUUUACAAAUUGCGUCCAAGUUUUUCUGGAAAGUCAAGCAAAAGAAAGACAAAUUAAAUGAAAUUUGCAAAGGUAUAAGAGGAGAUAUGAGACGGUUAGCUUAUUUGUAUGUCAUAUUUAGAGAAGAGGAGGGUAUAGUUUAUCACCAUGGCAAUUCCCUAGACAUGUUUAAUCGACGUAAUUAUGAGCUACUUGCAAAAGCAAUUGAGAAGUAUGUUGCAAAAGACAAUAGCGAAGACAUUAAAGCUGGUCUAAAACUAAACUUGUGUUUUCUGAUAAAACGUGCCACAGAGGAUUUGAAAAAUCACUUUUAUGCUUGCGCGAAAGAUGACGAAGGCAAAGAAAUGAAUAAAUUUAUAGCGACCUUCAAAGCGUGGGAAAAGCAUUUAUUUGGAGACGCUACAUACCAAAUCAAUAAGCAAAGACAAGUGAACUUGCGGAAGCCAGCAAAGCUCCCAUUAGAAGAAGAUCUUUCAAAGUUAAGAACACACUUAAUAUCUAGGAUAGAGGAACUAUGUAGCGAAUUUGAAUUCAAUGACAAGCAUGCUUACGUUGAAUUAAGGGAUGCAGCGUGCACAAGACUUACCCUGCUUAACGGAAGACGGGGUGGCGAACCAGCUCGUCUUAUGUUAAAAGACUGGCAAGAUGCCGAAAGCAACGCAUGGAUCGACCAACAGCGAUUAAAGAGUCUUGACAACGCUGAUCAACAGCUGGUUAAGUCCAUGAAAAUCAGUUAUAUGACCGGAAAGGGCAAUAACCAUUUGGUUCCUGUCCUAAUACCUCCAGACACUGUUCCUGCAAUUACAAAGCUUGCAUCAAGUCCGUUUAGAAAGGCUGCCGGGGUGAUGCAAACCAACAAAUUUCUCUUUGCUAGCUCACAAAAUUCUAGUAGUCAUGUAUCAGGAUGGCAUGCAAUGAAUAAGCUAUGCAGAAAGUUAUCACUCUCAUCAACAGACCAGUUGAUAGCAACGAAUAACAGACAUAGAAUUAGCACCUUAUUUGCUAGUUUAGACUUACCACGACAAGAUAGGGAACUAUUUUUUUCUCAUAUGGGCCAUAGUGAGAAGAUCAAUCAGGACACAUAUCAAGCACCUUUAGCUAUUCACACUAUUACCAAGGUUGGAAAACAUUUGCUUCAAAUAGACUCAGGAGAACAGCAAGUUGCUCCUCAAUGUAAUGACCAACUACCGGAAGAUUCAAAAAGCCAUAAAGGAGAACAAACUCUUACUCAAUGCAAUGAUCAGCUGCUAAAUAAGCCGAAGAAUUCUAACGGUGAACUUCCUAACGAAGAACAACGUAUUUCUUUAUGUAAUGAUCAGCUGCCGAAUAAUUCAAAGAAUUAUAAAGGGAAAUCUUAUGGGCUUCGUAAGAAAGCAGAAAAGGUGUUAACAAACAAUGUUUUAAAUUCUGAUAGUGACACCGAUUAUGUUGUGUCUCAAGAAGAUAAUGGGAUCGCUUAUGAUGUUGGCAAUGAUUGGCACACGCUGAAAGAAAGCAAAGGACGCAAUUACCGCCAGUGGAACAAAGAAAUAGGAAACAAGUUGUUUGUUUCCUUUGGUAACUUUAUUAAAAGAAAGGAAAGUUCCUGGCCAGGAAGAGAGGAGAUAAACAAAUUCAUAAAGGAGAAUGAGCUGGAGUUAAGUUAUUACAAUGUGCGAACGAAGCUGACAAACGAGCGAGUGAAAUGGGACAGGCUACAUAAAGCAAAAAGUACUAAAACGAAGCAAAGAUUAAAAGAACUGAACCUUCAUUAAUUUUUUAGUUCGUUAAGCUUUAAACUUUUAUCUUUCUAAUUUCUUUGUUUCCGCCCUGGUUGUGAUCUGGAUUAGACGAGCCUCUAACAAGCUUGUUUUUUUUAUAUUUUUGUGUCAUGUUUACUCACGAGUUGUAAUGUAUAUAUAUUAUGCUUAUGUUGCGACAAUAGCCAUUUUAUCUUUUUCUUCUGUUUGCGCCCUGGUUGGUGACAAUCCAAGUAGCCAUACUGCCUCCAACAAGCUUAUGUUUUAUAUUUCUGUGUCAUGUUUACGCACGACUUGUAAUGUGUAUAUAUUAUGUUUAUGUUGCUACAAUAGCCGUUUUAUCUUUUUAAUCUUUAUGUACUGUUUGCGCCCUGGUUGGUGACAAUCCAAGUAGCAAUAAUUCCUCAAACAAGCUUGUUUUUUAUAUUUUUGUUUCAUGUUUACGCACGACUUGCAUUAUGUUGUUGGUAUCAUGUAUGCAUUAUGUUGCCGAAUACGAUCUAAAUAUAUUUGAUACAAUCCA
Hydractinia symbiolongicarpus is the source of this 3674-nucleotide messenger RNA. RefSeq lists its product as uncharacterized. The transcript has 16 exons. Bases 488 to 3166 code for a protein of 892 amino acids. NCBI's taxonomy places the organism in Eukaryota, Metazoa, Cnidaria, Hydrozoa, Anthoathecata, Hydractiniidae. The record is from RefSeq and is a predicted model, not a curated record.